AGACGAACGAUUUGUUGUUCAUAUAAAAAGGCGCUCAAGACUAUAUGAAAUCAUAUCAAACUUACGUUCAACCCUCAACACAACUCAAAACAAUCAAUCAACAAUCAUGAAGUGCAUCGCAGCUGUAGUCAUGAUGGCCUGUGCCGUCGCUGCCAACGCCCAUUACGUCCCAUCGGUCUACGCCCACCAGGUGGCCCCAGUGCUGACUUAUGCCGCCCAUCAUCAUGGACCAACCGUUGUCCAGUCCAACGAUUAUCACCAUGGAUGGGCCGGCCAUCAUCAGGCACCAGUUGUGGCUUACAACAACGGUCAUUGGGAUCAGUGGGCUCACCAUGACGUCCACCAUCAUCAGGUUCCAGCUGCUGUUGCCAUCGCUGCUCCAGUUGCGUACAACACCUGGGAUCAUCACAACCAUCAUGCCGUGGCCGUUGCUCCAGUCCAUCAUUCGGCCAGCUACGUUGCCGCCAACCGAGGAGCUGUCCACAAAGCCCCACUUCCGGGACACAUCGUCAACCAGAAGUCCCUGAACUUGGCCCCUGCUCCAGGAACUCUGUAAAUAACGGAUCACUGAAUCACACCUUUUUAGACAAAAUGUACAUAUUCUAGUGAACGGCAAACGAAAUAGACGAAUGAUAGUUAACUCAA
Molecule: messenger RNA, 645 nt
Organism: Uranotaenia lowii
Lineage: Eukaryota; Metazoa; Arthropoda; Insecta; Diptera; Culicidae
Product: adult cuticle protein 1-like
Exons: 2
Coding region: 107-556 (149 amino acids)
Source: RefSeq, a predicted model, not a curated record